AUGUUGUCAUCCCGAGCAAACACCCGCAGGGCUACAGCGGACGUCCCACCUCCCUCUUCCAGCCGGGCAUCUCGCUCCCGAAUUUCGCUCAACGUCCAACAUACCGAGCCCGAAGAAGGGGACACCGAGAACGAAGAUAACGCAGAGGACGACGACGACGAUGUCGACGCACUCACGCCUGAGCCGGGACCAUCUCGUGCCCCACCUGUGCGUAGGGGUCGGGGACGGCCUCGAGGGAGUAGAGGCAGAGGCAGAGGAGGUGGAGGAGGGAGGAUGUCGCGAGAAAGGACGCGUACGGGGACUGCAGAUGAGGAGGGGGAUGGGGGAAGAGGGGUGAGGCUGAGGAAGAGCGUUAGCUAUGCCGAGAUAGGCGCUGGGGAGGAGGAGGACGAGGAGAUGGAUGAUGAGGCGGGUGCGGAAGAGGUGGAACCUGAAGCGCCUGGAAUACCGCGUCGACGAGCUCGGACAUCCGAACAGCCCGCCGGCUCGCCCUCCAAGCGCGAAUUUGAGCGGGUCGGGUCCGGCCGAGGUGGAUUCUCCGUCAAAGGCGCAGCGUCCGCUGCGGCCCGUGCGAGAUGGGCGAAAUACCGCAGUGAAAAAGCGGACGAGUCGGACGAUGGCGAGCGGCGCGUGAAGCGCGGAGCGGGCGGGAUACGCGUCGCCAAGGGCGAUAAUCGGUCGGCGGCGGAGAAGAUUGCAGAGGGGACGGUACUGGAGAUUAAGGGGAAGGAGUAUACGGUCGGGGAUGAUGAGGUCAUUCUGGAGGAUGAUGAGAAGGGGGAUGGGAAGGUUGAUGCGGAUGGGAGACUCUUGGGUGAUCGCGAGUAUCGCCUUGUCACCUUUACCUCGGUUUCCCGCAAGAACCCAAAUCGGAUCUACGCGCUCACUAUCGACGCCGCUCGCGCGUGCGGGUACUCCGACUCGCUCGCUUUCCUCCGGCGCUGCCCCCAGAUCCUCAAGCUGGCGUGUAUGGCGGAUGAGCGGCAGAUGCUCAUCGAUAUCGGAAGGGUGACGGGAAAUCUCAAGAAUCGGAUGGUGACCAUGGUGUCUAUGCGGAAUGUCUACAAGUUGAUGGGUGCUCGUGUCGUCAAAAACGGAAAAUGGGUAGCGGACGACUACUAUGAAGACAAAGCCAUGGCCGACUGCCUCGAGAAUGGCUUCACCCCAUUCGCCGAUGUACACGAGGACGAAAUCCUCUCGAACGCGAUGGCCAACAUGCAGCCUGUCGGCCGGCAACCCGGAUUUGGGGCCAACGAGGCUGGUGGCGGCGGGCCGGUCCACCGAUCGGUCCUCUCCCUUGCUCCAACGUAUACCCUCGGCGGACCGACGACCCAUUUCGCAGGCAGCGGCAUCGAUCCGUGGUCUGAAGCAGGAUGGGGGAAUGGGAAUAAGCGCCAGAAACUCAAGAGUCUGGGCGUGAGUGAGGAGGACUGGAUGUAUCGGACGGCAUUGGAGACGAGGGGGGUGGAUGAGCAGCUCAAGGAGUAUAGGGAGGAGAGGCUGGGGAGGCUGCACGGCCCGGAUUUGAAGGGAUGGGUGUGGAGUUGUCAGAAGAUUGCGGAUGGGGACUCCGGGAAGCGAGAACAGGAGGUCGGGGACGAGAAGGGGAAGGCGGAGAGGGAACCCACGGCGGAAUGGCUGAGACCGCCGAUGCCCGAAAGACGGGCAAGUGGGCUGAGUCAUGAGGUCAUUCCGGAGGAUAUGGCGGUGGAUGGGGUGGAGUCGGUGUUGCAGGUCGAGACGCCAGCGGAUGUGGACAUGGGGGAGCCAGAGGGAGUGAAGCAGCAAGGAGAGGGAGAAAUAAUCAUCGAGACGGAGGCGGAAGCAGCGGAAAGGAGAGCGAAGUUGGCGUCAAGCGCAGGAAGCUGGGAGCCGGGAGUUGUACGAGCCGUCAUCGAGCCCCACACCCACACCCCUCAUGUCCCACUGCACACUCAACCCUGUUAUUCCACCUUUGCACGCCUAUCGCACAACCCCCUCAUCGCCUCCCUUCCUGACAAAACCUAUCAGCAUCAUAUCCAGUCCAGCCUGUCUGGCCGGGCUGCCAAGGGGCUUGCGAGUGUCGAAUUCGUCUUUGAGCCUCGAAGUGAGGCAGGGGAAGGGGAACAUGCGAUGCGGAUGCGGAUGGUCAGGGAGGCGGAAGAGUGGGAGCGGGAGAUGAGGGCCAGAAAGGCGGUAGCUGCGGCGGAGGCGUAA
Molecule: messenger RNA, 2196 nt
Organism: Dioszegia hungarica
Lineage: Eukaryota; Fungi; Basidiomycota; Tremellomycetes; Tremellales; Bulleribasidiaceae
Product: chromatin remodelling complex Rsc7/Swp82 subunit-domain-containing protein
Exons: 5
Coding region: 1-2196 (731 amino acids)
Source: RefSeq, a predicted model, not a curated record